CAGAUUAUGGUAGACCGUCUACGUAUUAUUCAAAGCUUUAUAUAUUCCGUCGGCUCCCUCUCUUCAACGCUUCUUCUUUCAACCACAUCGAAGCAAGCCUUUGUACAUUCAAGUUCUAUCAUUCUCUUCUCGCUCUACCACACUCUCUUUUUGCUUUAAGCAUUUUACAUUCAUUCAGCUGGUCUAACAUUUCAAAUUCUUUUGUGAAUUCUUUUCAUCAUUUGAUUAUCAAACUCCUUCAUUUUUUCUCUCCAAAGUCAAAAAACAUCAAUCAAAAUGUCUUUCUCUAAGCUCACCGCUUUCGCCGGCAUGGUCGCCGCAGUUUCAGCGCACGGAUAUGUUUCCGGUAUUGUGGCUGGUGGAACUUACUACACUGGAUGGCUCGUCAGCAACGCAUACCAAACCCCAAAACCUGAUUCGAUCGGUUGGGCUGACACCAACCUUGAUCUCGGAUUCACAUCACCAUCUGCCUAUGCCACUGGUGAUAUCAUCUGUGCUAAAGAUGCUACCAACGCUGCUCUCUCCGCUAAAAUCGCCGCUGGUGACAACAUUGAUUUCCAAUGGACUGUCUGGCCUGAGUCCCAUCACGGUCCAGUCAUCACCUACCUUGCCAACUGCAACGGAGACUGUGCUACCGUCGACAAGACCACUCUUGAAUUCUUCAAGAUUGACGAAGCUGGAUUGAUAGACGACACCACUGUUCCCGGAACCUGGGCUUCCGACAAAAUGAUUGCCAACAACAACACCUGGACCGCUACCAUCCCUGCCGAUCUCGCUCCUGGAAACUACGUCGCUCGUCAUGAGAUUAUCGCUCUCCACAGUGCCGGAUCUAAGGAUGGUGCUCAAAACUACCCUCAAUGUAUCAACUUGGAAGUCUCUGGUUCCGGUACCCUCGCUCCUAAAGGAACUCUCGGUGAGGCUUUGUACACCGCUACCGACCCAGGUAUCUUGGUCAACAUCUACUCUUCCCUCACAUACACUAUCCCUGGUCCAGCUAUGUACAACUCUACCGGAGCUGCCACCGGAGCCGCAUCCGGAGCCGCAUCCGGAGUAGCAUCUGCCACCUCCGCCGCCGUUGUUGCCACCAGUGCCGCCGCUAGCUCUGCCGCUGCCGUUACUUCCGCCGCCUCUGUUGCCAUUUCAAGCGCAGCCGGUGCCUUUGUAUCCACAACUGCUGCCCCAACCACAAUGAUCACAUCCGUUGCCCCAGCCGCUACCUCAGCCGCUGCUUCUGAUGAGACCUGUGACGCAUAAGCGUUUUAGGACUUUGCUCAAACCGACAGGAGAUUGAUUUAGAUGGAUAAAUGAUAGUCUGAUUUUCAAUGUAUCUAUAUCUUUUUUGAAUAGAAGACUCUUUUUGUGGUCUCUCUAUUACACAUACAAACUAGCGUUUAGAAAUGAUAGAAGUUUCAAAAACCCAAA
Molecule: messenger RNA, 1422 nt
Organism: Botrytis sinoallii
Lineage: Eukaryota; Fungi; Ascomycota; Leotiomycetes; Helotiales; Sclerotiniaceae
Exons: 2
Coding region: 277-1254 (325 amino acids)
Source: RefSeq, a predicted model, not a curated record